Plutella xylostella (diamondback moth) is the source of this 3322-nucleotide messenger RNA. The record is from RefSeq and is a predicted model, not a curated record. NCBI's taxonomy places the organism in Eukaryota, Metazoa, Arthropoda, Insecta, Lepidoptera, Plutellidae.
AACACGAAAUACUUCGAAUUCCACAAAAGUAUUGAUUUGUUUACAAGUGGCGAAGGGAAGACAAGUGGCAUAAUUUUCACGUAUUUACUGGUAUUUCCAUGCUAUAGAUAUAUGCAGCAACCUUGUCAAAACGAUGGUCCAGCGAUGUCGUGGCAAUGGAUAACUCAUUGAUCGUGUAUUGAGGGAGUGUUGACGGAAGCCCUGUCUUUAGUCAUGUAUGGGAUGUUGGUUGUGCAUUGUGUGGGCAACUUGGAGGCAUGGAGGGAAGGGGGGUGGCGCACCUCGACACAGUGAGGGCGCUGCACCAGACCGUGGUCUCGCUACGGACCGCUCUGGAAGUGUCCAAGAAUGAACUGAAAGUGCUAAAAGAAAAAUACCAAAAACACUCCGAGUGCAUUGACUUUACGGACAUAAUUGAAAAGUUGACUCUAGAAAACCAUAUUCUGAGACGACGAAUCAUUGAUUCGGGUGGCAACGAAAGUGAUGGCUCUAAAACUGCACAGAAUAUCCAGUUGCAAGUGACUUACAGUCCCCGUUCGCAAGGCAGGGACUCUGCCAGUGAAAUAGUUAUAAAAACAGAAACUCCAGAUAUUAAUAGUGAAUUUAUAGAAGUUAGGGAAUCGGUUUCAGCUACGUCUGAAGAAGAGGAGGAGCAGCCAUACUGUCCAACUGAUGACCAGCUCGAUGGCAGUUUCGUUGGAGAAUUGCAUCCUGAAAUUGAAAGUCCAUUGGCCUCUUCAUCACCUCACAACGAGUCCCCUGUAGACGAACCUUGCAGUCAGGUAAGAAUUUCCAAACAUGAAACAAAUGCUGCUGGCGAAAGCUACAAAACUAAACUAGAACUUCUAUCUAAGUUUGAUGUUCGAAUAAAAGUCCGAACUAUCAAAGAAGGAACAGUAUCCUCAGACACAACAACCGAGUCUGAUUCUUCAGCAGAAGAACAAAGGAAGAAAUCAGAAAAGGACAAGCCAAAAACUGUAAUAGAAGAGCAGGUACAGCAUAUUGGUAAAGUAGAAGACUCGAGCAACUUGAGAGUUGAAUCUGUGACUUCAGAGAGGUUCAAGAUGGCAUUUCCGAACGAAGGUGAGAGUAAAGGCAAGGGAGACAAGUUUGAUGUGCAGGUGAAGAUCACGUCUGAAGAGAACUUGGUGGUGAAGGAAGGAUUUGAUGAGAAGAAGGGGAAAGAUCCGCUUAACCUGGAUGUGGAUGACUUGAGUUUCAGAUCAAUGUCCGAAGGCGACAACUCGGUCUUCUCCGAGACCAACUCUCCCGAACUAGAGGCGCGCGGGGGUGCGGGGGGCGCGGGGGAGGGGGAGGGGCCGGGCAGCGGCACCGAGUCUGAAGAAGUGGACGAUAUAGAGCUGAUCUUCACUACUGAUGAGUCGAAGGAUAUGAGCCAUUUGCAGGAGGACCUCGUCUCAAUCCGGGAGGGCGAGCCCUGGAGUCCCUCCCACGUGUCAACCACCCACUCCACCCCGGUCCUGAUCAAGUUCCACACCCUGGACCCAGACGCUCACCCCGGGGCAGAGACCACAGACAACGCGGAGAACGAAAACCAGGAGAACACCAGCCUCCAAGGAGCUAUAGCUGACUCCUCAUUAAGAAUGAAAAGAGUGUCUUUACCCAAUGAUAAAGAAAUCAGGAAUAUAAAACAGUCCGGCUUGGGGAAAAGCUUAGACUUACCCGGGAGGGGUAUACUCAAAACUGGGUAUAACAAGUCGGAUAACACCCUGUAUAGGCGAAGCCCGAAUACGAGUAAUAGACGACUGGAUAGCGUGGAUAGUCUCACGUGUGAAUAUAAUAGGAAUAUGAGCAUGGAUAAUACGAAGUCUUCAAGCUUUGAGCUCGGGUCUAGCAUGGAUAUGCUUCAAAGAGAGGAGAGUGUGGAUAGCUUCCAUAGGCCGAGUCGCCUCGGGUACAGGUACUCGAUGUUUCCUGCCACGGAUAUAUCCAAGUGUGGUAUAUCGGAGGAUGACUUGUCCGCCAAUUUGCAAGUGCGACGCAAUACUUGCCCUAAUCCGUUUCAAUACAGGCCCCUCCAGCCCUCUACCCAGCGCGCGGGCCCGCUGAAGGCGCGGCGGCGGCGCGAGGCGGCCGCGCAGACCGCCGUGUGCGCCCUGCCGCCGCGCUGCCGCUCCGACGAGCACCUCGCGCUGCAGGUACUGCCACUAUGCCGCGCAGACCGCCGUGUGCGCCCUGCCGCCGCGCUGCCGCUCCGACGAACACCUCGCGCUGCAGGUACUGUGACCCCUACUGCUCACACAAUACAGGCCACUAUGCCGCGCAGACCGCCGUGUGUGCCCUGCCGCCGCGCUGCCGCUCCGACGAACACCUCGCGCUGCAGGUACUGUGACCCCUACUGCUCACACAAUACAGGCCACUAUGCCGCGCAGACCGCCGUGUGUGCCCUGCCGCCGCGCUGCCGCUCCGACGAACACCUCGCGCUGCAGUUCCCCGUGCGGCCGGAGCGGUCCCCGAUGCCGCGGCUGCCGCAGCGUAUGGCUGUUCCUCCACGCCCCGACCCGCCGCGCCGCCAGCUGCUUAGCGACCUCGGUUUCACAUCGAUGGUGCCUGAGCUCUCUCGCUCGGCGGACCCGGUGUGGGCGGCCGGCCAGCGCUGCGCCUGCGCGGACCAGGCGCACGCCGCCGCCGCCGCCGCCGCCGCAGCCGCCGCCGUUGCUCAUAAUGCUAACGACGCCAGGUACCCAGCUGUUCCAGGCCCGUCCCGCGCCCCUCACCGCUCGCCGCUCGUCAGCGGGGACCGCGGCAACGACUGGGCCCCGCGCAACCAUAUCCCGAGCUUCAGACGAGAAUCCCGGCUGUGGCGAGGCUCGCUGCCGGACGUGCGUUCAGAAGACACGGACUCGCUGCUCGAGGAGACCGACGCCUACCUGCGCCGCUCCGCCGACAACCUGCGCAGCUGCUCCGAACACGACUACAUGGGCAACCUGGGCACCCCCUACAUCCCGGCGGCGCCGCGACAACUGCGCCUCGGCCACGCGGUCAAGGUCAUCACGCCGCUCGGCCGCCUCGCCGUGGGCCGCGUGCGCUACGUCGGCCUAGCCGGGCCAUCCUCUGCAGACCUCUCCAUCAUGAUCGGCCUGGUCUUCCCCCUCGAUGUAUACCCGUGGCUGUCCCGAGCCGACCCCGCCCCCGCGCGCCGCUACUUCCCCUCCCCGCCCCGCCACGCCGCGUUACUGCUGCCCUUCAACAAGUGCGUCAUGGCGUGGGCCAACUGAAGGUACUGGGGUAGGGACGGAUAAGCUGCCUAAGGCGGAACUUUCCUAAACUACCCCUUCUAAAUUACUCGACGAACAAAACG